GCGCCGACGUUUAGACAUAUUUCAUAGAUAUAAAACCUCUUUGCCAUUGCACUCAAGGCACGCACGCACGUCACAAUAAAACAGUCAAUCAAAAAAUCAGAGUUUAAUUUUACAUAAAUUAAAUUCCAAAUGUCCAUACGAGACAUAAUUUGGCGACCGUGACAGGACACAAUUCAAAAAACCAAACCAAAAACGCGCAUCUUCUUCCAAAACGAGACGACGCGUACCAAUCAAAAGGCUCAUCGCGAAGAACAUUUUGGGAGUCAAGAUUGGCAGCAGCAGCCUGGACCUAGCCGGCCUCGGUUCGUGAAGCAUCAUUCAAGCAUUCAAGCGACACCGAAGCUCAGCGUUCAGCGUCUCGAGAGUUUGCGUUGCGCCCUGCCUACAAGCGCGUAGCCUCUUUACGUCACAGCAUCGGUACGACGGACGAGCCAUAUCGCGCGUUAUCAGUGCCGUCAGCUUUUCGCACGCCAACUGGUAUGCCGACGCAGUAAGGAGCGUGAGAUAUAACUUAUUUAUUUACAAUCUAUUGGUUUCUUGCCUACAUUUUGCAAUAUGCAUAUUUAUUGCGUUAGACUUGUUGAAUUUCACUAAAAUUUGUAAAUAUUAACUAGUUUAUAUUAUAAUUCAAAAUGCCUUCAGACGGUGAAAAACAUAGUUCCAUCCGCGGAUCUUUAAAGGAGCUCACGACUAAACGUAGCUCAAUUAAGGGUCAAAUAACCAAGUUUAAAAACUAUCUCGACAAGCUGAUUCUGCAGUCAACAUUAUCAAAUGUUGAGCUAGCUGAACUAUCACUUAAACUUGACAGAUUUGAGGGACUUUCAACAAAGUUUGAUGCGUUGCAAAGUGAAAUCGAGGUCUUAAAUUCUCAUAAUCUUGACUUCGAAAUCGAUGAAAGAGACAACAUUGAGCAGGAUAUUAUAACAAACAUUGUCACAGCAAAAAAUAUUAUCGAUCAACAAAAUUCGAUUAAAGAUGAAGAUAGACGCAAAUCGAUCUUCCAGGAAGCUCAGGGUAGUCUCGAUCAUCACAAUAUUGGUGUAAAAUUACCGCAAAUUCAAAUAUCUAAAUUCAAUGGGUCCUAUUUUCACUGGUUGGAAUUUCAUGAUACUUUUGUAAACCUAGUGCAUAAAAACGAACAUAUAACGAACAUACACAAGUUCCAUUAUUUAAUUUCAUAUUUGGAGGGCGACGCAGCGCGCAUAAUUUCUAAUCUCGAAGUGUCCUCGGCGAACUAUGCAGAGGCCUGGGAACUACUUUGUGCGCGAUACAAUAAUAAACGAUUACUUAUUAACCAACACCUUAAAUCACUAUUCAAUAUUCAGUCCAUUACUCGCGAAUCGGAAAGGUCACUACGUUUCUUGGUGGAUCAUGUAACCAAAAAUUUACGGGCGCUAUCUAGCUUGAAACAGCCGACUGAUCAUUGGGAUAUGCUUAUUAUCUUCAUGCUCUCUUCCAAGCUAGAUAAUAUGACGCUAACCAAGUGGGAGGAGACGCGUAAUGCCAUCGACGAUGUACCUACUUUACAACAAUUCUUUAAGUUUUUGGUCGAUCGUGCUGACGUUCUCGAGGCUUUAAAUAGAAACAAAUUUGAUAACCCUACCAAGACAUUACUAAAUACUUCGCGUCACUCAGCCCCUACUACUAAUAAUAAACCAAUCCAUGUGAAAUCGUUUACCAGCACCACUCAAAAUUAUUCAUCUUCUUGCAUUAUUUGUAAAGAAAACCAUCGAAUCUAUAAUUGUCCCAUAUUUAUAUCAAAAAACAUAAAGGAAAGAUGGUCUGAGGUUGAAAAUUUAAAAUUAUGCGCUAAUUGUUUGAGAGCUGGCCAUUCAGUGACUGAAUGUCGAUUAAGCAGCUGUCGCGAAUGUAAUGAGCGACACAAUACACUUCUCCACCAGUCUAAUACUGCAGUCGUAAGUACUUCCGCUAUGUGCUACAACUCUAGUGAUGUGCUACUAUCCACAGCAUUAAUCGAAGUAUCCAAUCCAAACACUAAAGAAAAAUCUACUGUACGUGCCUUUUUAGACUGUGGAAGUCAAUAUUCGUUUAUCACUAAAUCUUUAAUGCAAAGGUUAUCACUUAAAUCUAGAUCCAUUGAUAUACUAAAUGUAAUCGGAAUCAGCAAUAAAUCAGCGGAUACGAUUAAAGAAAGUUGUACUGCGCAAAUAUCGUCACUACGAACUCAAUUUAGUGUGACACUUUCUCUAUUUGUCCUCGACCAGUUAACGGGUAUAUUACCUAACACUCCUAUCAACAUCAAACAUUUAAAUAUACCUAACAAUAUUAAACUAGCCGAUCCUUCUUUCUAUCAACCUGGUCCAAUCGACCUGUUGAUUGGAUCAGAUAUUUUUUGGGACAUUUUGGGUAGCGAAAAACGUUCCAUAGGCCCUAGUAAUGUUAAGUUAAUUAAUUCUAAAUUUGGUUGGUUGGUCGGCGGCAACAUAAACAACAUAUCACGAAACAACAAUACAUUUAUUCAUCAUUUAUCCAAACAUCAUCCAUCAAAACAUAAUUUAAACACACAUCAUUCUAUUAUACAUUGCAAUCAUGCUGCAGUAUAUAACCCAUCUAGUACAACAAACAUUCAUGAAAUGUUAUCUAAAUUUUGGGAGAUAGAAGAUCUGCCUCAAAACAAAAAAAUAAGCAUAGAGCAUAAGGCUGCAGAAGAUCAUUUUGUAGAAAACACCACCAGAUUAGAAUCAGGUCGAUUUUGUGUCAGAUUACCUAUGCUUGAGUCCCCGGACUGCCUGGGUGACUCAUACAAUACAGCAAAAAAACGUUUCCUUAAUCUAGAGAAAAGGUUCCGUAGAAAUGGUAAGUUAAAGUCGCAAUAUACAGAGUUCCUACGUGAAUAUGCGAGUUUAGGUCACCUAUCUAAAUCUGAUACUCCAAUACCGCCACUAUCAUACUUUUUAUGUCAUCACGCCGUAUUCAAGGACAAUAGCGAAAGCACAAAAAUCCGUGUUGUUUUUGAUGGGUCAGCUGUCACCGCAUCCGGAUUUUCCGUUAACGACAUACUUCGGGUAGGUCCAAGUAUUCAGGAUUCUCUUUUCUCCAUAUUGAUAAGAGCACGACAAUACAAAUAUCUAUUGACCGGCGAUAUAGAGAAAAUGUAUCGCCAGGUAUUAGUUCACGAAGACGAUCGUGAUCUCCAACUAAUACUAUGGAGAGAAGAUGAGUCUAUGCCUAUCGAGACUCUGCGCCUGAAUACUCUCACUUACGGAACCGCAAGUGCUAGUUAUCUAAGUACGCGCCAUACGCGCUGUCUGUGGCAGGUAGGUGAGGAAUGUACUGACGAAACUAUUAAGACAAUUAUAAAAAGAGACUUUUUUGUCGACGAUCUCAUAACUGGUUCAGAUGAUGAGCUCACGCUACGUUAUAAUAUUCAAACCGCAAUAUCACAAGCUCUUAAUUCAGCAUGCUUCAAACUUCGUAAAUACAAAUUCAACUUACCUUCUAUUUUUGACAAUUCAUUUAUUGCCGUUCAAGAAAAUCUUGCGUUGAGUGAGUCUUCGAGCACUCUUGGAAUCGGGUGGAGUCCUUCUAGUGACUGCAUACAUUUUCCCAUAAAGAUUCCUCACAAUACAAACAACGUAACAAAGAGAACGAUCAUGUCUGACGCGUUCAAAAUAUUUGAUCCUUUAGGUAUUUUAAGUCCAUGCAUUAUUAAGCCUAAAAUGAUUUUACAAGAACUGUGGAUCCUCAAGCUCGAUUGGGAUCAACCUGUUCCCCAUGAUGUUAAAACUGAAUGGUACGAUUUUAUUGAUAAUUUAAAAUUUAUAUCAGAAAUACAAAUCCCAAGGAGGGUGCUUUGUGACUCACCUAUCGCAAUCGAAGUGCAUUCGUUCAGUGACGCAUCACAAAGAGCCUACGGGGCAUGUAUUUAUAUAAAAUCUAUAGAUUGCAAUAAUGUAGCUACAGUAAACUUAUUAUGCUCGAAAUCUAAAGUAGCUCCACUAAAACCUGUGACAAUUCCAAGGCUAGAGUUAUGCGCAGCUUUAUUAGCGGCUAAGUUAUGCAAGAGUGUACUCGAUUCUAUACGAUACGUACCUUCUCGUUCUGUAUUCUGGUGCGACUCAAGCAUAGUACUAGGGUGGCUGAAUAGUAAUCCGGCUAAGCUCAAGACAUUCGUCGCCAACAGAGUAGUUGAAAUACUAGAAACAUCAAAAUCAUCAUCCUGGAGAUAUGUACCUACCGAUAUGAACCCUGCUGAUUUAAUAUCCCGCGGUGUUAACGCAAAUAAACUUCAAAACAUGAGUUUAUGGUGGUCAGGUCCUGCUUACCUUGGUCACGACGAAACACAUUGGCCAGUCUUGAAUCCCACUAAACUUCAUGAAGAGCUACCUGAAAUAAAACAAAAUAUUAAAACCAAACACUUACCAAACAUAUACGCUAGUCCGGCUGCCAUCCUGGAGCCUGUAAUAAAAAUCGAAAAUUACUCUAAAAUAAAUAAAUUAAAAGGUACAUUGGGAUACAUAAAUAGGUUCAUUUACAAUUCAAAAAAUCCCAAAAACAAAUUAACCGGCCAUUUAUCAAUCGAAGAAAUAAACAAUUCAUGUACUCACCUUUGCAAAAUAGCACAAAAACAAUCAUUCACUGCAGAAUACAAUUCACUAAGCACAAAUAAAAUAUUAAAUCCAAAAUCAAAAAUUUUACCUCUGUCCCCAUUCAUAGAUAAAAAUAAUUUAAUACGGGUCGGUGGUAGGAUCAAUGCAUCGAAUUAUUCUUACGGCGCGAACACUCCUUUUUAGUAAUAACUGUAAAAGGAUGAUGGAUAAAAAAAAAAAAAAUCAAUCAGAUUUGAAGUUAGUGAUUAAGUGAAACAGCGAGCUAACAAUUUGCUCGCUGUUUUUUCUUUAAAUAAAUUUUUGGGUUAAAAGUGUAGUUUAACAAGCGUGGUGUUAUUGUUUUUAUUUAAUUCUGGUAUACUAUAUGAAAUGCUAAUGAAUGUAAAUUGGAUGCAAAAUCUGAGUAAAUGAAAAAAAAACCAAUUGCAUUAUACGGGGCGCCCGUGUGGGACCAGUAUUAUUAGAGAUCCUCAAAAUUUAUAUUCCAUGAGGGUGGGGGAUGGAAGGGGGUCGGCUCUGUGUUCGCGUUAGAAAAAAAAACCACAAUUCGCAACAUCUUCAAACCGAUCUUCGAAUACUCAACAUAUAGCGUUGGGAUAUUAAGCAAAAUAAAGUUAAGACUAAAAUCUGGAUGUUUUUUUUGUAUUUCAACUCCUUUUCUGUUUCAUAGUGUAGUCUUUAACACUAAAACAGUAUUGAUAGUUGAAAAAGAUCGAAAAGUUAUGCCGCCCGAAUGAACAGUAAAAAUAUUUCACUGGGUGCACCUCCAAAAGGAUAUUGACAGAGAAGAAUUGCUGGUUGAUGCGGCAGAUAGAAUCGAUCUCCGCUCCAGAAGGGAGCCGCGUCCCGGCGCGGCCGAAGUUCGAGCGCGGAAGCUUCAAUCUCGGCGUGCCGUGCUCGAGGCGUGGUCUUGCCGCCUGGCGGACUCCGCUUACAGGCGACGGACCGUCGAGGUGAUCCACCCGGUCCUCUCGGACUGGGCGAAUCGCAACCGAAGACGUUUCACCUUCCGAGCGACGCAGGUGCUCACGGGACAUGGCUGUUUCGGUCACUACCUGCACCUCGUCGCCCGGAGGGAGCCAACGCUGAAGUGCCACCACUGCAGUAGCUGCAACGAGACACGGCGGAGCACACGCUCGUGUACUGCCCCGCUUUCAGAGGAGCAGCGCCGCGUCCUCGUUACAAAAAUAGGACCGGACUCCGGCCCCUAUGAGGAGGCAGUCUCCUCCCGGUGAUGGUCACGGGGCGACCUAAGGGGGUUGAGGCUGUGCCGCACGCUACCGUCACUUAGCGCGCUGGCACCAGGAGGAUGGGACGACGCGUCGGCGGCUGCGGACUGCGAUGCGGUCCGCAUUUUCGUCGUCGCUGUUAUCGCCGAACAUACUGGGAAGAGCAACCCGGUCGGCGGUGUAUCGCGUUCCGACCCGGCAGGCUGGUUCUGGCCCAGCGGGGUAUUCCGGAACACCAGCGGCAUUGCCCGGGCGGCCUGGUAGGGCCACCGUACCGCGGAGACCGACAUCGUUGGUCGUCGACUAUCGCCUCGACCACCCGUCGGUCGGGCGUCCUCGGGGUGGCGCCGCGUGUCUGGUUGUAGUGUUAACCGCGGGAACCCCCCUACUCUGACCGGGUUUUGACCCCGGACGAAGAUCGGACGUCGGGUGUAAGAGUGUAGGGGAGUCGUUUAGUGGGUGGGCCCUAAAAUUCCUUGGGCCGGCGGUCUGCUCUCAACACCUGCGGAUCGUUGAGUCUCACAUACCCCGCGCGCCCCCUAGGCGCGGGGAUCUCGUAAGAGGUUCGGCACCCGGCCCGAAAAAAAAAAAGAAGAUAGAAUCGAUAACCACUCAUCUAAUUAUCGUCGAUUGGCGACAUGUUGGCCUACAAUAAUUACCCGUCUUUUCUCUUGUGGGUCAUUAAGCCAACAAAGAGAUAUUGUUGUGAGAGCAUGUUUAUAUCUGUUACCAGCAACUCUAGAUUCCUAAUUAGAAAAGCAGAAAAAUCGUAAAAACUUUGUAACCAUAUAUUAAGUGGAUUGUAGCAUUAAGGUGCUUACGCCGUGAGUUCUGGUAACCAACAAUUGGCGCGGUAAGCUCGUCUGCCAAUAAACAACAGUAAUAAAACGACAAAGCAACGGAUUAUUCGUUUAAUUCGAAAAUUCAAAUACGUUUACAACCAAUUUGGUGGCAAAGUCCUUCCGCAUUUCGUUUUUUUGCAUCUUUUUGGCUUCUACGAUGCGCAAAUGUUGAAUUCGUCGUAACUUUCUUUGCAGAUAACAGGGCAAUCUAUCUGAUUCUUUUGACAUUGUAGGACGCAGCGUUUUACUUUCUGGCAUUGGUCUCUGAGAGCAGAACGAAGGCUGUCUUUCGCCUCUUUGAAAUCGGAAUGGUAGUUGUUGUUGGUAUUCUGGAAACAGAAUAAAAAAAACAUUUUAUGAAAACUUUUUCACGUCACAGUAUUGGAAUUUUAUCUUAUUGCCAUUUAAAGGAAAAGUAAGAACAUGAAUAAUUUUGGAAAAAGAAGGAAGAUUUUUCUAAAGGUUUGGAUUUCGAUGCUAAAAAUGAGGAAAAUGUAGAUCUUACUUCAGAUAAGCAGAUCCAGGCAAACAGAGUGAACGUUGCUCCAGUGACAAUUGGUACUGAACUAAACUUUAGCCGGUUUUACGAAGAUCCACGGUAGGCAGCGGCUUGGCUCUGCCCCUGGCAUUGCUGAAGUCCAUGGGCGACGGUAACCACUCACCAUCAGGUAGGCCGUAUGCUCGUCUGCCUACAAGGGCAAUAAAAAAAAAAGAUCCAGCCGGGAGCUGAUUAUACUCCCUGACCCGCGUUUGUAUCUGACCUAGCAGGAUUGGUAGUAAGUACCACUUAGUCUCAUUCGAGGUUUGGAUGCCAGUUGAUGGGGGCUUUAAUCAUUUUAAUUCCACCUACGUCCUAAAACGCUUUGGUGGAAGUCAGGCGACUCAAUAAUGGCCCAGAUAAAAAAAAGGUUUUAUUUCAGUGUCCCAUUUUAGACUAUUUAAUUUUACCGUCGGUGUGAUGACGUUAUCAAUCGACGGUGCUAUAGGUUCGAGGAGUGAGGAUGCUAAUUUGAAUAAAAACAAGUUAUCAGCUGUGUUGAUUUUAGGAACUAUCUAGUAAUUUUUAUAUGAACUCACCCUAAGAAGAUGAUAAAGUAUAUAUGCAGCAUCGUCAUUUGCAGAUUCGGUGUUGUGUUUAACGUUAUCGUCUGUAAAAUAAUUAGGUACGUUCUGCGGAUGAUCGACUUCAUGACUGAAACCGUGUCUAUUCGCAUUUAUGAUAUCAUUAAUGACGCGAUGCGAGUCAAACCCAGGUUCCUUUGGUACAACAAAAAAUAUUGAAUCGCUUUUAUCGGCCACGUCAGAAUUAAUUUUCACUGAAGCAUAAUUCGCGAGCUCGCCGUAAGUGUUCUGAAAUUUAACGUUUUUAUUUUUAUUUUUUAUUGUAAUAGUAAAAUUUUUAUUUUAGUAAUAACAAGUGUUUUUGUAUUUGAAUUUCUAUGGUAAGCAAUUGCGGUCUAGGAGAGUAUAUUAUUACACUUAGCGUACUUUUCAUUAAUGGGUUAUACCUCACGGACAUUAAAGCUGGGAAUGACCAAGCCAAUCAACUGUCUUGAGUUCAUUAAAAAGAAAUGCUUGAAUUUUUUUUAUCGUGUUUUGCUUACGGUUUGUUGAGACGUAAUUAAUAAUAAAAUAACUUUGUAUCCAUUUUCGUUGUAAUGAAAUGGAGAUAAUUGAAUAUUUGAAAGCAAUAGUUACUUUAGCCAGUCCCGCGGACAAAAGCAUGAGAACACAACUGCACGGGCCCAACAUAUCGAUUACAAUGAACCGUUCUCGUUCAAAAUUUUUCUUCCGAAAAAUCUUAAUUAAAGAAAACAAGAAAUUUCUAAUUUAGUAAACAUGCUUUCUGAAUAUCAUGACUGAUUAGUUUGUGUUUGUUAUAAUGUACAGGGUGUUCGUUCACGUAUACUGGUACUGGUGGUAGGACCUCUUGUCAGUUCGCACGGGUAGGCACCACCGCCCUGCCUAUUUCUGCCGUGAAGUAUUAAUGCGUUUCGGUUUGAAGUGUGGGGCAGCCGACCUUAGAACUCAUAUCUCAAGGUGGGUGGCAGCGUUUACGUUGUAGAUGUCUAUGGGCUCCGGUAACCACUUAACACCAGGUUGCCUGUGAGUUCGUCCACCCAUCUAUGCAAUAAAAAUAUAUGACAACGGGUAAUAAAAACAUUUAUGACCGAGCAGGUCAUUGUCUAUAGUUAAUCACGGAAACAAUUCCCAGUAUUUAGAAUGAUUCAACAAAAAAUCUAUUCAAAAUCAACAAGCAAAAACUGGAUGGAAACAGAUUACCAGAACACGGCGAGGCUGGAUCGCGGUUGGCAGUACGUGCAUACCAUUCGGACUUCAGUCUAAAAGUGAUCCGUUCGCUGUUUCGCUUCGAGUAGUACCGAUUACUGACUAACUGCGUGCCAUCUCUGCAACGCUUUUAUAGCCGAUACCACAUCCCUAGAAUUAUCGAGAAUAUUCCAUAAAAGUCGAGUAUUGUAUUUCGGCAAUCUGACAGCAGAUGGCGUCGUACUUCUCGAGCGUUGUAGAUCUUACUAGAUCCUUCGAUAUUCGUUCGGCUAUUCGGCGAUAGAUGGCGUUACUUUUACCUGGGUAACAUUAUUUUAUUAUUAUUAUUUUAUUGAUCUGGUACGCAAACGAGCAUAUGGCCCACCAGAUAUUGAGUGGUUACCGUUGCUCAUGGACUUCGCCAAUGCCAGGAGCAUAGCUAAGUCGCUGCCCACCGUUAAGUACUCUCCAAAAGCCGCGUUUGAAGAAGGUCAUGUCACAGCGCUCGGGAAGCACCGUGGAGGGGAGCUCAUUCCAAAGCCGGAUGGUACGUGGCAAAAAGAUCUCUGCAAACGCACUGUGGAUGAACGCAGGGCCUCUAGGUAGUAUAGAUGAACUCUACUCCGGUGGCGGGUGGUGCGAUGGUAAUAGCGUGAUGAUGAGAAUUUUCUGAAACAAUUCCUCAGAGCACUCCUCCACUUCUUCCGACGUUUCGAAUAAUUUAAAGGUUUUGUGAUCAAGUGGUGGUGGUUUCGUGGAAUAUUGAUCCAGCUGGUCCAAUAACACUGAUAGUAAACUGCUGCAGCUCUAACACUAGAAGGAGGAAUAGGAACCCUGGUAGCCGUACUCGUAAACUCUUCGAAGUGUUCGAAAUGGAACGCAUCCCAGGUCCGCUGAGUUUCCCGUCGGUUCUUCUGAGAUCCGCUCAGGGCUCUAAUCGGCAGUUGAUGCAUUCGUGAAGCAGCUGCCCUUGAGCUGCUAGCUCUCCUUCGGAGGCGUUUGGGUGGCUAUAUAUUAUAUAAAAAUAAAUAAAAUAAAUUAAUGCUUA
Molecule: messenger RNA, 9958 nt
Organism: Bombyx mori (domestic silkworm)
Lineage: Eukaryota; Metazoa; Arthropoda; Insecta; Lepidoptera; Bombycidae
Exons: 2
Coding region: 633-4754 (1373 amino acids)
Source: RefSeq, a predicted model, not a curated record